CACAGGUCCUAUCAUCUACCCGAUCCUAAUAUACUGAACAGAGUCCGGAAUCUUCUCUGCACACAGGGUUAUCUCUGCUGUCCGGGUCUUUAAUAUGGAAUCUUUGCAGGAAAGUUCUGGAGGAACAAUGAGUGGACUAGAAAACCCCAUAUCAGAGAAUGGAAAGAAGCAAUUUUCAUGUCCAGAAUGUAUGAAGUAUUUUACUACGAAAGUAUAUCUUGUGCAUCAUAUGAGAACUCACACAGGAGAGAAACCAUUUUCAUGUCCGGAAUGUGCGAAGUGUUUUAGUAAUAAAUCAUAUCUUGUAAAACAUCGGAAAACUCACACAGGAGAGAAGCCAUUGUCAUGUCCAGAAUGUGCGAAGUGUUUUAGUAAUAAAUCAAAUCUUGUAAAACAUAUGAGAACUCACACAGGAGAGAAGCCAUUGUCAUGUCCAGAAUGUGUGAAGUGUUUUAGUAAUAAAUCACAUCUUGUAACACAUCUGAGAACUCACACAGGAGAGAAGCCAUUUUCAUGUCCAGAAUGUGUCAAGUGUUUUAGUCAAAAAUCUAAUCUUGAAAAACAUAUGAGAACUCACACAGGAGAGAAGCCAUUUUCCUGUCCAGAAUGUGUAAAGUGUUUUACGAAUAAAUCACAACUCGUGGAACAUAUGAGAAGUCACACAGGAGAGAAGCCAUUUUCAUGUCCGGAAUGUGUAAAGUGUUUUAUUAAUAAAUCAUAUCUUGUGGAUCAUAUGAGAACUCACACAGGAGAGAAGCCAUUUUCAUGUCCGGAAUGUGUGAAGUGUUUUACUAGGAAAGUGCAUCUUGUGGGUCAUAUGAAAACUCACACAGAGGAGAAACCAUUUUCAUGCUCAGAAUGUGUGAAGUGUUUUAGUAAUAAAUCAAAUCUUGUAAAACAUCUGAGAAGUCACACAGGAGAGAAGCCAUUUUCAUGUCCGGAAUGUGUGAAGUGUUUUACUAGGAAAUUAUCUCUUGUGGAUCAUAUGAGAACUCACACAGGAGAGAAGCCAUAUUCAUGUCCGGAGUGUGUGAAGAGUUUUAGGAAAAAAUCACAUCUUGUACAACAUCUGAAAACUCACACAGAAGAGAGACCAUUUUCAUGUCCGGAAUGUGUGAAAUGUUUUAGAUUUAAAGAAACUCUUGUGGAACAUAUGAAAACUCACACAGGAGAGAAGCCAUUUUCAUGUCCGGAAUGUGUGAAGAGUUUUACUAGAAAAGAAUCUCUUGUGGAUCAUAUGAGAACUCACACAGAGGAGAAACCAUUUUCAUGCCCAGAAUGUGCGAAGUGUUUUAGACAUAAAUCAUAUCUUGUAACACAUCUGAGAACUCACACAGGAGAGAAGCCAUUUUCAUGUCCGGAAUGUGGGAAAUGUUUUAGAUUUAAAGCAACUCUUGUGGAACAUCUGAGAACUCACACAGGAGAGAAGCCAUUUUCAUGUCCGGAAUGUGGGAAAUGUUUUAGAAUUAAAGGAACGCUUGUGGAACAUAUGAGAACUCACACAGGGGAGAAGCCAUUUUCAUGUCCGAAAUGUGCAAAGUGUUUUAGUCAAAAAUCAAAUCUUGUGCAUCAUUUGAGAACUCACACAGGAGAGAAGCCAUUUUCAUGUCCGUAAUGUGUGAAGUGUUUUAGUCGUAACUCAAGGCUUGUAAAACAUCUGAGAAAUCACACAGGAGAGAAACCGUUGUCAUAUACAGUAUAUGGCUAAUGUUUUAACCAAAAGUCAAAUUCAUCUGUAUACAUGAGGACAAACAUAAAGAAGAUGUCAUAUCCAUGUUCAGAAUGUGGAAAAUGUAUUAGUAAGACAUAUUGUUAACCCCUUAACGACCACGGACGUAAAUGCAUGUCCUGGUUUGGUGGGACAUCCCGCACCAGGACGUACAUUUAAGUUCUGUGAAUGACUGUGAGCAUCGGAACGGUGCUCGCGUCAUACACGGCAGGUUCCGGCUGCUAGUAGCAGCAGGGGACCCGCCGGUAAUGGCCGACAUCCGCAAUCGUGCGUUUUUUCCGCCAUUAACACCUCAGAUGCCGUGUUCAAUACAGAUCAUGGCAUCUACGGCAGUGCGGUACUUUAAAUGGAUGAUCGGAUCGCCCGCAGCGCUGCUGCUGCGGUGAUCUGAUCAUCCAGCAUGGCGGACGGAGGUCCCCUCACCUGGCUCCGGCCGUCUCCCGGGGUCUUCUGCUCUGCUCUGAGAUCGAGAAGACCAGAGCAGAAGAUCACAGAUAAUACUGAUCAGUGCUAUGUCCUAUACAUAGCACUGAACAGUAUUAGCAAUCAAAGGAUUGCUAUAGAUAGUCCCCUAUGGGAACAUAAAAAGUGUAAAAAAAUAAAAAUAAAAAAAAAGUUGAAAAGUGUAAAAAAUAUAAAAAAUAAAUAAAAAUAAAAAAAUCCCCUCCCCCAAUAAAAAUGAAAAUUGUCAGUUUUUCCCAUUUUACCCCCAAAAAGCAUUUUAUAAACAUAUUUGGUAUCGCCGCAUGUGUAAAUCUCCGUACUUUCAAAAUAUAAUGUUAAUUAUCCCGUACGGUGAAUGAAAAAAGUCCAAAAAUGCUGUUUUUUUUUGUCACAUUUUAUUAAAUUUUUAUAUAUGCAAAUAUGGUAUCGAUAAAAAGUACAGAUGGCGGCACAAAAACUGGUGACAAAAACUUCUACAGAUUUGUAAAUUAUUUCUAAUUAAAAAUCUUAAUCCUUCCAGUACUUAUCAGCUGCUAUAUGCUCCAGAGUAGUGGUUCUCAUCCUUCUAAUGCCGCGACCCUUUGAUACGGUUCCUCAUGUUGUGGUGACCCCCAAACCAUAAAAUUAUUUUCAUUGCUACUUCACUGUAAUUUUGCUCCUGUUAUGAAUCGUAAUGUAAAUAUCUGAUUUGCUUCAUGUAUUUUCAUUGUUACAAACUGAACAUAAUUAAAGCAGAGUAAUUAACCCCUUAACGACUGUCAGGCCCAUGGCCUGAUUAUGGAAACAUACAUGUGUUUUAUAAUUUUAUCUGUGUAUAAACUAAGACAUGGGUGAGGGGUCAUUCAGACAGUGCAUCCUUUGUUUUUUGUGUAUUGCAUUUUAUUGGGGGUCUGGCUGUGUGGUCUUUGAAGUUGUGCACUCCGGUCUCAUCAUAUAAUCAAAGAGAUAAGGGGUCAGGAAGGGAGAUGCCCCACCUGGGAUCAGAGGGGAGGGGGGGGAUGGAGUUUCCCUCCAAAGAAGGCAGAUAUAUAUUUAAAACAAUGCUAGACUCAAUGGUGUGUGUUCACGGCUCUGCCAUAAGCUUGGGAGAGAAAUGGUUGAAGACAGCAGGUUUAAGAAGGGAGACAUGGAAAGAGUUAUGGAUUCGGAGGGAGGGAGGAAGAUGGAGCUGAUAGGAGACCUGAUUAAUCCGACUCUUGAUUUUAUAGGGUCCCAAGUAGCGAGGACCCAACUUGUAGCUUGGAACCUUGAAUCGGAUGUAUUUCGAGGAGAGCCAAACCUUGUCACCUGGGCGGAAUUCCGGAGGAGCUCUGCGUCUCUUGUCGGCUUGGACCUUCAUUCGAGCAGAUGCCUUGAGGAGAGCCGUUUGAGUAUCAUCCUAGAUGGUGGAAAAGUCCAGUACUAGAUUGUCAACAGCAGGUACAGAAGAAGGGGUGGAAGACUGCGGCAGAGGUGGAAGAGGAUGUCGGCCAAAAACUACAAAAAAAGGAGACUUGUUAGUAGCAGAGGAUUGUUUGUAAUUGUAAGAAAAUUCCGCCCACGGAAGGAGGUCCACCCAAUUGUCAUGGCGGGAGGAUACAAAGUGGCGCAGAUAGCCACCCAAAAUUUGAUUCACCCGUUCUACUUGGCCGUUGGACUGAGGGUGGUAGGAAGAAGAGAAGUCCAAUUUGAUCCCAGAACUUGGAGACAAAUUGUACCCCACGAUCCGAGACGAUAUGUUCGGGGAGGCCAUGGAGACGAAAGAUGUGUUGGAAGAAUAGUUUGGCUAACAUGGGUGCAGAAGGUAGACUGGAGAGAGGUACAAAGUGAGCCAUUUUGGAGAAGGGUGUGAUCGUGACAACGACAUAGGAUGUAAAUGUACGUCCUGGUGCCCUGGUACUUAAUGCAUCAGGACAUACAUUUACAUUCUGUACAUGAUGCGAGUACAGGACCAGUGCUCGCAUCAUGCACGGCAGUCAAGGACCCGCCGAUGAUGUACGCCAUUUACCCCUCAGAUACUGUGAUCAAUACAGAACACUGCAUCUGCAGCAAUCUGGGCGUUAUAUUGGAUAAUCGGAUCGCCCGCGGCACUGCCACGGGGAUCCGAUCAUCCAAAAUGGCAGACGGAGGUCCCCUAACCUGCCUCCGCCCCUAUUCAGGGGUCUUCUGGUCUGAGUUUGAGCAGAAGAUCGCUAAUAAUACUGAUUAGUGCUAUGCCUAUGCCUAGCUCCGACCUGUAUUGGCAAUCAAAUGAUUUCUAUAAAUAGUAAGAUAAGAAUAUCCUCCCUUUUUAUCCUAUUUUACUCCAAAAAAGCGUAAAAAAAUUAAGAAGCAUAUUUGGUAUCACCGCAUGUGUAAAUGUAUUAAAUAUCAAAAUAUAAUGUUAAUGAUUCAUAAAGUGAAAGGCGUGAAUGUAAAAAAAAAUCCACAUACAGCCCCAUAUAUGGAAAAAUUAGAAAGUUAUAGGUGGUCAAAAAUUUGUGGUUUUAAACAUACUAAUUUGGCUAAAAAGUUUGAGAUAGUAGUAUAAUAAUAGAGAAGAAACAUGGGUGUUAUUUUAAUCGUAUUGACCCACAGAAUAAAGAAAACAUAAUUUUUACCAUAAAGUGUACAGAGUGAAAGCGAAACCAUCCAAAAUUUGCAUAAUUGCUGUUUA
Molecule: messenger RNA, 4808 nt
Organism: Hyla sarda
Lineage: Eukaryota; Metazoa; Chordata; Amphibia; Anura; Hylidae
Product: gastrula zinc finger protein XlCGF57.1-like
Exons: 3
Coding region: 95-1615 (506 amino acids)
Biological process (GO): regulation of transcription by RNA polymerase II
Cellular component (GO): nucleus
Molecular function (GO): RNA polymerase II cis-regulatory region sequence-specific DNA binding; DNA-binding transcription activator activity, RNA polymerase II-specific
Source: RefSeq, a predicted model, not a curated record